CUCCACCGCAGCAAAGGUGGCUGGCGACUGGGAAACUGGCACGCCACCAACCCAGCUAGCAGCGCAGCACGAUCGCCGCCCACCCGCCCGGCCCCAAGGUCUCCCAACCGACCCACCCAACCAGCCCCUCGCCUUCGCCGGCGCGGCAUGACGGCGACGUCCAGGGCCCCGCGGCGCCCCCGCAUCCGCACCCGCGGCCCGCCGCCGACCCCGAUCCGCACGGCGCGCGGCGCGCGCUCCGCCGCUGCCGACGAGCGCGUCCUCGCCGAGUUCCUCGAGGCCUCCCUCCGCGUGCCCGACCUCGCGCCGCCCCCGCCCCGGAAGCGCUUCAGCUUCCCGCCCGCGCCCCCGCCGCCGGCGCCGCGCGAGGUCUCCUCGCGGGCCCUCGUCUCGGGCGACGCGGGCUCGGCGCUGCUAGCCGCAGCGGAGUCCGGCGCGUUCUCCGUGGCCGGCGCGGUCGACGCCCGCGAGGUGCGGGAGGCCGUGGAGGCGUCGGGGGCGGUGUUCGCGGCGGCGGAUGAUGAGGCGAAGCGCGAGCAGCUGGGCAGGUGGUUCCGGAGGAGGGGUCCGGUGGCAGGCGGGGAGGAGUUCUGCUGGUUCCGGCCGGUGAGCCCCGACGAGGAUCGCGCGCUGGGCGCGGCCUUGCCCGGCUCCACGUAUCGGGUGUUCAGGGAGAAGAUGGACACUGUCGCGUCAAAAAUGGAGAGCGUUGCGAAAAAAUCGAUCAGGCUUCUAUCUGAUAUUGUCGAGACUCCUAAAGACUCUGCUGCUCUGUCCAGAGAAGCAGAGUCAAUCCUGUGCCUGACACUGUACAACAGUAGCAAAUCGAACACAAGUUGGAACGAGUUUAGCAGCACUGAUCCUCGUAACUCGCACGCUUUGAGCAUCCACCUCUCUGGAGGCGAUCGACAGAUUUGCCUCCGAAACCAGGGCGGCUCGACCGUUUUCAGUUUGCCUGCAGGCUCUAUGCUCGUCGCAAUCGGCAAGCAGAUUCAGGAAUGGUCCAAUGGGCAGCUCAAGACCGCUGUUGGCGAGGUACUGUUUGAGAUAACCGAUGAACCAGGCCCCUUCGUCUCCCUGGAACUCGUGUACUCUCCAGACGACCUGCAUCUUUCUGAGGUCGGCCGGCGGGCCAGGUGCAUUGACCGUCCGACGAUCGUCUCCUUUAGGGACCAGAUACUGGUUGCUCUGAUCCUGCUGUUUUUGUUCUACCUCUUCUGGCGCUGAGUGCAUCCGGGAGUCCGUUGCAAAAUGCAAAUGCCCGAGAUAAGCUAAUUUUUGCAGAACAGCUUUCUUGGCCCUAACUGCCUGCCCUUCUCCACUGGUUGAUUGUGGAGAUUGUGGAAACACCGCAUGGGUUGCGGUGAUCACAGGUGGUUUGAGUGUUUUGGCUGAUUCUUAUUCCUUUUUUUUCUUGAGGAAUAAAAUACACACAAUAAAAAUUUUAGACACUGUCUUUAGCUCUUCCCAUUUGAAGGGAAUGCUAGGGGAUUAGUUGUUUUUCCGAUUGAGGAUGUUGCCGUUGCGAUUGGAUUGAAGUGGUGCAUGUUGCUAUGGAGGUGUUACGUUUGGAGAAGAGUUUGGUGGGUGGUUCUCUUUUGUACUGAACUAUGUAUGCAGUAGAAUAUGGGUUUGCUGUUGUGGGCUGCGGCCUGUAUCUGGGGACGUGUUGCCUUGCAAAUUUGUAAUGUAAUUUUGUAAAAGCCAUUAGCUGUGUUGGGUCUUGGGUGCACCUGAAAGAAAGCUUGUAAUUUUUUUAAUGAAUAAAGAAGGAUGCAUUUACACUACA
Molecule: messenger RNA, 1789 nt
Organism: Panicum virgatum (switchgrass)
Lineage: Eukaryota; Viridiplantae; Streptophyta; Magnoliopsida; Poales; Poaceae
Exons: 3
Coding region: 148-1227 (359 amino acids)
Source: RefSeq, a predicted model, not a curated record